CCGGACACCCCCAUGGAUCUCCUCCUCGGCCUCGGCUGCACCAGUGCCGGGCUCUUACUGGUGUCACUGGUGGUGGUGGCCCAUCGCUUGGGGCUCCUCUACCAACUCUUCCAUAAGGUGGAGCCCCAAAGUCCCCGUCAUGGUGGGGAGUUGGUGGCCGAGGUGUUGAAGGCCCACGGCGUCCGGUUCCUCUUCACCUUGGCUGGUGGCCACAUCUCCCCCGUCUUGGUGGCCAGCGAGAAGGUGGGAAUCCGGGUGGUGGACACCCGGCACGAGGCCACUGCUGUCUUCGCCGCCGAUGCCAUCUCCAGGCUCUCAGGUCGCAUCGGAGUCGCCGCGGUCACCGCUGGCCCCGGUGUCACCAACGCGGUGACGGCCAUCAAGAACGCCCAGAUGGCCGAGUCCCCGCUGCUGCUCAUCGGGGGAGCGGCCGCCACCCUCCAGAAG
This is a messenger RNA of Calidris pugnax (ruff), 447 nucleotides long. RefSeq names its product acetolactate synthase-like protein. Gene Ontology annotation, molecular function: thiamine pyrophosphate binding; acetolactate synthase activity; flavin adenine dinucleotide binding. The transcript is spliced from 3 exons. Gene Ontology annotation, cellular component: acetolactate synthase complex. Lineage: Eukaryota; Metazoa; Chordata; Aves; Charadriiformes; Scolopacidae. The annotation marks the transcript as partial. Gene Ontology annotation, biological process: L-valine biosynthetic process. The record is from RefSeq and is a predicted model, not a curated record.